Messenger RNA from Scophthalmus maximus (turbot), 2439 nucleotides. RefSeq lists its product as uncharacterized. Lineage: Eukaryota; Metazoa; Chordata; Actinopteri; Pleuronectiformes; Scophthalmidae. The transcript has 5 exons. Bases 118 to 840 code for a protein of 240 amino acids. The record is from RefSeq and is a predicted model, not a curated record.
AGGAGCCCCUCCCUGAGUGAAGGGAAAGUCCAGCUCACUUCGACCUGAGCGUCUCUCAGAGCAGCUGCUCGCUCCACAGCUCGUCUUCAUCGUCUUCAUCAUCUCCUCCCCCUCAUCAUGGCGGCCUCCUCCAAGUCGUCCCAGAAGGCCAAGAGUGUGGUCAUCGCCCUGCUGGCGCUGUGGUCCGUCAUCUCGCUGGUUGUCAUCGUGGUGUGGGCCACGUCUCCGGACCUGAAGAGCUCGGCCCAGUGUCGCGUCCUGCUGCAGGACACCAAGGAGAAGCUGGAGGGCGCCAAGGUGGUGUGGGCUGCGGACCGGGCGGCGCUGGAGGAGAAGGUGGUGGAGGAGCGGGACAAGCAGGCUCGCCUCACCGCCGACAACCUGCUGCUGCUGGGACGCCUCCACGCCACCAACGCCUCGCUGGAGGAGAGUCGGCAGCAGAACGUCGUCCUGAACGUGAACAUCAGCGUCCUACAGGAGGAGGUGGAGCAGCUGCGUCAGGCCGAGGUGAACCUCACAGCCCAGCUCGGCCUGAAGGAAGAUCACAUCGACGCCCUGCAGCAGAACCUGACCCAGGCCUCCCACCAGACCGAGUCCUGCUUCAGCCUGAAGGACGCCGCUCAGAGUCAGAUGGUGGCGGCUCAGACUCAGACCAGAGCCUGCCAGUCCAACCAGCAGUACCUUAACAAACAGCUUCAGAAGUGUAAAGCCGUAGACUCUCAGCAGACGUCACCUGAGGAGCACCAGACCCCCGACGAUGACAAGUCGGCGUCCCCGCCCCUCGCCGGCGUCCCCCUGCUGCCGCUGCUCGUCUACAUCGCUCUUCAUCUGAUGACCUGAGCUCAGUGUGAACUACGAGUACUGUGGUCCAGGAAAGGGGGCGGAGCCUGGGCGGACCUAAUGACUGCUGUACAAACUUCACGACAAACAGAUCGCCAUGGAGACGCUGACAUCACGCUGUUAUAUGAUUGGACACAAACUUUGUUUUAAGUGGACGAGUUGAGACAUUCACUGACCGUUGAGAGAAUCCGCUACCUGACCACUGUUUCCUCGACGCUUCACAGAAAGCCCCGUUUCUACUUCCUGAUGCUGCUGGUGUCCACUUCCUGAAUCUGAAUUCCACUUCCUUAAACUGGUUUCCACUUCCUGCUGCUGAAUCCCACUUCUUGCUGCUGGUUUCCACUUCCUGCUGCUGAAUCCCACUUCUUGAUGCUGGUUUCUACUUCCUGCUGCUGGUUUCCACUUCCUGCUGCUGAAUCCCACUUCUUGAUGCUGGUUUUUACUUCCUGCUGCUGGUUUCCACUUCCUGCUGCUGAAUCCCACUUUUUGCUGCUGGUUUCUACUUCCUGAUGCUGAAUUCCACUUCCUUAAUCUGGGUUCUAAUUCCUGCUGCUGGUUUCCACUUCUUGAUGCUGGUUUUUCUACUUCCUGCUGCUGGUUUCCACUUCCUGCUGGUUCCAACUGUUUAAAUCUGUAAAGAAAAGUCCUGCAUCAGAUUUUAGUCGCCUUCACUGAUCCUCAGGUUCAUUCGUACAUUAGAGUAAAACAUCGUCUUCCUUGGUGUCGUGGUUCUGUACAGAUUGAAGCUACAGGUUGUUAAGUUUAUUUCAUUCAGUGUCAAUAAUUUACACUCGCCGUUAUUAUUAUUCCAUCACAGGCUUCAUCAAUACACUGACAGUCACUCUUUAAUAAUUUAUUUCAGUCUCAUUUAUAUCAGUCUCAUUAUUCUCAUAUUUGAGCGUGUUGGUUGUGUAACAUGGUGGUGACAUCAACACGAGGUAUGGAUGAUUAUCAUAACAUGUACCUGAGCAUAUCACAGGUUUACAACAUGGAGACUUUUAAAAAAACAAGAUGGCGACACGUCUCUGUUGAUCCUCCAUCUUGUGCUGGUGACAUAAUGUGGAGUCAAACUGUGACCAAGGCCCCGCCCACAUACGCUCUGGACCAAUCCUGACUCAGUGUCAGCUGUCAAUCAUGAUGUCUCAUCAAAUAACCAAUGAAAAGCAAAGAUACCAGAGACAGAAACAUGUGAACAAACAUCAGUGUGAUAAGAACUGUCAUGUGAGGUACUCUGUUACUAAGCAACCAGCUGCAAGAGGAGACAAUAUACUUCCUGUUUACACCUGGGUGGUCAUGUGACACGUGUCUUCAGGUGCGUCAGGUUUAGAACCAGCGUCUGAGUGAAGGGACGUGAACAACACUCGUGAAGCCUGUGAGGACAAAGCGUGACGAUGAGAUGAAUAGAAUCUAAAACCUGAUGGAGGAUUUUAAAACGAUGCUGGUCAGUUCCCCUGAUCCAAGUGUGUGAAUGGAUUUUUAUUCUUCUGUGUUUUUGUUACUUUUCAUGACGUUUAACAGACGAAAAAGUCGCAGCUUGAAGCUCCGUUAACCUGAAGCUGUUUGUUCCGUGACAUUAAUAAACAUGAGGAGUUUGUAACA